AGGUGGCACUGACUGGCACUGAUGGGUGACAUUGAAAGGCAGCUAAGAUGGGCACUGAUAUGUGGCAUUGAUGUGCACUGGUAUGCACUGACAUGUGGCACUGAUAGGCACUGGCACAAUGAGCACUGACUGGUGGCACUGAUGGACACUGACAGGUGGCACUUCUGGGGCCACACUGAUCAUCAGGGCACACUGAUCAUCACUGAUUACCGGCUCUCCUCUCCUCUCGAGCUGUCAGCGUGACAGCUCGAGAGGAG
Molecule: messenger RNA, 257 nt
Organism: Staurois parvus
Lineage: Eukaryota; Metazoa; Chordata; Amphibia; Anura; Ranidae
Source: the annotation of a GenBank genome assembly